GUCUACUGCGGGAAGUGCUACAAACAGUCAACACUCUCCUAGGUACAGAUCUAGGAUCAGAUUCCUCUCCCCCAAUCCUAACCUUAACUAUUAGUGGAAAAAAAAUCAAAAACAAACCCAAGAUCAGCUUCUAGGGGCAACUUCACACUACUCCACCUGGCGCAAUGAUUGACAAGGCCAGGAGUUUUUCCUGUGAUCAGACCAGUGAAAAACUCCUGGCCAUAGUUUAAGGGGAAUGACUCCACACUUCUGGGGUUUUCAUAUGAAAACUGGGUCCAUGUGUUUUUGACAGUUUGAUUGGAUUCCACAUUUAACGCUACCCUCUUUGUGUAGUGGUUGUGUAUUUAGGUCAACUAGCUUGAUGCUUGGUCCAGAGUGGAUUGCUAAUGUAGAAGUUAUUACAGGUGAAAAUUCUAAACAUCCUUAUGAAUUUAUAUUGAUGCAGUGGUGAACCAAAGUACAGUAAUUAAGAAUUUAAAUGUCCCUUUGCCUCUCAGCAAAAUAUAUUUACUGUUUACUAUUUAUAAUAGAAAUACCACAAAUAGUGCAAUGCUUUAUUUAUUUUUAAAUCAUGAAAUAUUGUUUAAACCAAAUAUCAUGUUUAUAAUAGCUACAACAUUGUUGUGGUGGAGCACUCCUGUACAGUAGGUGGCGCAUAUGAUCACAUGAAAGUGAUGAUGAGGAACAGGAAAAAAAUAAUCUCAACAGCAAGCUAACGUUACAAACAAAGCUAGCUAGCUAUCGAUGUUCAUUUUCUGAUAUUAUUGCAUUUGUUUUAAUAGCUUACAAGAUAACUGUAUAUCGUCAUAAUAUAUAAAAGAUAAAGACUGUUUUCAUCUUGAAAAAAGGGCCAAAACGUCGGGGGACAAUGUCGGGUUCCGUGGUCGACUUCCAGGUGCAGAUAGCCUCAAUCAUGGAGGUGCUAGCCAACGCGGCUGUAACCGAAAUCUGCAAAGUUGUUGACGAUGGCUAUGCGGUUGUACACCUGAAGAUGUCCCAAAGCCACAAGGACAACGAAUUUCUCCGGAAGAAAGUGAAGUUGAUGGAACUUCAGAUCGCGAGGUUUCGAUCUGAGAGAACAAAAUUUUCAGAUGGGUCCGUCCACAAUCGCUUCCAUGGAAUACGCCUGCUAAACAGACAUAACAAUCGAGAGACUGCAACGACAGGACCUACUUGGCAAAGCAGAAACGGACUUUCCAACAGGAGUUUUGGGAACAGCAGCGUACUAAGAGACAGACAGCCCAUAGACGUGGACCAAGAGGAUGUCUCUCCAUCAAAGCAUAUGGAUACUACAAGUGAUGAGCAGUCAGCAGAGACAGAGGAAGGGGAACCAGACCUGCUCAUCAUCAAGGAUGAGGGGGAAGCAGAUGACCAGGACUCUAGGUCCAGCCACCCAGCCAGAACAGUGGAGGGCAGCAGAGAGCUAACCACCCAACCGGCUGCAGCCACCACAGAGGACCCCGCCUUCCAGUCUAGUGGCCCCAGAUGCAACAACAGCUACAACAACACUGCUAUGGAGGUCAGUGGAUCUGACGUCGUCUUCCUCCAGUCAGAAACAGAGAAUGUGAACCAGGGACCCCAGCAGCACACAGGAUUUGAACCCAGAGCAGAGAGACAGAGUCUGGACACAAAGUGUGACAUGAACGGGGACCUCAAUCUCCUAAGAGAUUCUUUAAACCAGGUGUGGAGAGAGGCAGUAGCGACUAAUGAUGAUACCUCUGCUGCUCACACUAAAGUUAUGGAUCUAGGGAGUGGCCCAGUGGGGCCAGAAACACAGAGUAGCUCGGCCAUGGAAAUGAGAAGUGUAGGGUUAGAAAACCACAGCUUUCCCCCCAAGUCGUUCCAUUCCUCAUCAGAACAUGUGAUAGUGAUUGACUCCGUAUCCAGUGGGCAGCAGGUAGAUAGAGGUUUCGAGUGGGGUCAGGUGGGUACAGCUACUACACAACAGGUCAAUGGGACUGGAAAUAAGCAGGGAGUGGGAGUGUUUAACAGAAAUGCACCAAUGAUUCACCCCGUACACCCCGAUUCAAUGAGAGACAACACAACGCUAUUGGUAGCACCCGGUUUCCACCCUACAGAGAAAAAUACAGGCAUGCAUUUUGACACAGGACAUGCAAGUGAGGCCAACAAAGAUAGUUGGUGUUCAUUGGCAAGCCUCCAUAGACCCUCUGAAAUACCAGGAAGAGGAGUUCAACAACCAGCUCAUACCUCACUUCCUGAUUGCCAUUUUAGACCAAGCGCCACAACUUCCUCUCACUCCAGUAAUUUCCCCACACACUUUAGACCUGGCACUGUAGAACGACCGUACGGUUGCCCGAACUGCCAUAAAAAGUUUCUCCACGAGAGCGACUUACGGCAUCACAUGAUCAUCCACACCAGGAAGCGAGCGUUCGCCUGCACGUUGUGUGAGAAGAGCUUUGUGUCCCCUAGCAAGCUCCAAGUGCACCAGAACGUCCACACUGGAGAGAAGCCCUUCAGUUGUGCACAGUGCGGACGCAGGUUCUCUCACUCCAGCAAUCUGAAUAGACAUCAGAAGCUUCAUCAUUGAGAAGUGACACAGAAUCAAGAGAUUCCUAUGGGAAAAAAGCUAUGGAUUAGAAUUAUGUCAGGUUUUUGCAAUACUCUAUGAAAGUCCUGCCUACUUCCUUGAUCAUGUACCUUGCAUUUUUUUUAAUGGGUUUUAAGAGUAAAUAAUCAAAUUCAUGAAAACGCUGUCAUUUGAUAUACAGUUGGGUCCAAAAGUAUUUGGACAGUGACACAUUUUGUUGUUGUUUUGGCUCUGUACUCCAGCACUUUGCUCAUAUUUAUUAUUUUUAUGCCGAAAACUCUCACUCAUCAUUAUUUACAAUAAAAGUGACUCCAAAAUGACACAAUACAUUAUGUACCAUUCACAGCUUCUACCCUCAAGCCAUUAGACUGCUAAACUGUUAAUCAAACGGCUACCCAGACAAUUUGCAUUGACACCCUUUUUUACACUGCUGCUACUUGCUGUUUAUCUAUGCAUAGUCACUUUACCCCUAACUACAUGUACAUAUUACCUUGACUAACCUGUACCCCCGCACAUUGACUCUGUGCCUGUACCCCCCUGUAUAUAGCAUCGUUAUUUUAUUGUGUUACUUUUUUUCUUUAAUUUAUUUAUUUUGUACAAAUAUUUUCUUACUUACUUUAAAAUAAAUUCUGCAUUGUUGGUUAA
This is a messenger RNA of Salvelinus fontinalis (brook trout), 3193 nucleotides long. Its product is annotated as zinc finger protein 777-like. Gene Ontology annotation, biological process: regulation of transcription by RNA polymerase II. The transcript is spliced from 3 exons. The coding region runs from base 869 to 2548 and encodes 559 amino acids. NCBI's taxonomy places the organism in Eukaryota, Metazoa, Chordata, Actinopteri, Salmoniformes, Salmonidae. Gene Ontology annotation, molecular function: DNA-binding transcription factor activity, RNA polymerase II-specific; RNA polymerase II cis-regulatory region sequence-specific DNA binding. The record is from RefSeq and is a predicted model, not a curated record.